Molecule: messenger RNA, 2704 nt
Organism: Patiria miniata (bat star)
Lineage: Eukaryota; Metazoa; Echinodermata; Asteroidea; Valvatida; Asterinidae
Gene: isy1-rab43
Product: pre-mRNA-splicing factor ISY1 homolog
Exons: 9
Coding region: 137-994 (285 amino acids)
Biological process (GO): generation of catalytic spliceosome for second transesterification step; mRNA 3'-splice site recognition
Cellular component (GO): catalytic step 2 spliceosome; post-spliceosomal complex; Prp19 complex
Source: RefSeq, a predicted model, not a curated record
CAUCGUAAAAAUUGCGUUCGCGUGUUGAUCUUCAGUCUUCCUGCGCAGGUUCUAGAGAAAAAUGACCAAUAAAUUCAAGUAGAGCAGACUUGUUGAAGAAACUCUCUGAGGGAGAAGCGAUAGCGGAAAACACAAAAUGGCUCGGAAUUCCGAAAAGGCAAUGACAAAGCUGGCGCGAUGGCGCCAAGCCCAGAUGGAGGAAGGGAAGGUCCGAGAGAAGCGACCGUACCUAGCCACCGAGUGCGAGGACCUACACAAGGCUGAGAAGUGGAGGCGACAGAUCAUAUCGGAGACGUCAAAGAAGGUCGCACAGAUACAAAAUGCUGGUCUUGGUGAGUUCCGACUCAGAGACUUGAACGAUGAAAUCAACAAACUCCUGCGAGAGAAGACUCACUGGGAGGCACGGAUCGUCGAGCUAGGAGGACCUGACUACCGGAAAAUUGGUCCCAAGAUGUUGGACAGAGAAGGCAAGGAAGUGCCAGGCAACAGGGGCUACAAGUACUUUGGAGCAGCCAAGGACCUGCCGGGGGUCAGGGAGCUCUUUGAACAUGAACCUCCUCCACCUCCCAAGAAGACCAGAGCAGAACUGAUGAAAUUCAUCGAUGCGGAUUACUACGGUUACAGAGAUGAGGAUGAUGGGGUUCUGGUGCCUCUUGAAAUGGAACAUGAAAAACAGAUCAUUGCAGCAGCAGUGAGCGAAUGGAAGGCUAAGAAGGAGGCGGGGUUGCUAAGCGACGAGGUCACCAAGGAGCAAGAAGCUGAGGAGGAUAUUUACGCCAUUACACACGAGCCAGAGUCUGAAGAUGAGGAAGAUUCUUCCCAGAUGGAGACAGACGAAGGCCAGCCUCGAUACGUCGCCCAUGUUCCAGUACCCUCACAAAAAGAGGUUGAAGAAGCAUUGUUAAGAAGAAAGAAGAUGGAAUUGUUAGAGAAGUACGCCAGCGAGACACUUAUCCAGCAAGGAAAUGAAGCCAAAACAUUAAUGGGUCUAUAGCAAAAAGGGAUUUUGUAUUUGCUUUUUUUAUUUAACAACCAUCAAGUAAUGUAAAGAUGUACUGUCCAUACUAUUUCGGGGUUUUACCCUAAAAAGAUACCUAAAAUACAAAAUGUACUCACUUUUAAAUGAACGAAAAAAAUGGGGCCAAAUAUAGUUGUGGGGUAACAACUUAACUUUUUGUGAAUUAUUGGAGCCAAAUUUUAUUCAGUGCGCAUAAGGUAAACUGGUACCUGCCCCCUAUCUGAAUCAGUAAUGUAAGGACUGGAACCAGUCUACUCGUCUACUAGAGCAGAUCUGUUUGUGUGCAAAAGAAACCAACAUGUAAGCCUGUUUUAAGUGGGUUGUUCUUUAAAAGAUUAAAUUUGUUGAAGAGCACGUACAGUAUAUCUUUAAAGGUAGGGUAGAUCAUUUGUCAUUGGUGCAUUUUUUGUUCGUUUGAAGCAAAAAAAGUACUCAAAAUCUAAAGAAGGGUGCUUCUAAGCAGAGCUAAAACAGAGCUAAAAAACAGAGCUAAAAAAGUUUCAGCUCUGUGAGUGCUGUAUAUUCUGAGAAAACAAUAUUCUAGGAUCUCGGUUUCAAUUCAAAAGUUGCCGAGUCGUGUUUGAAUUGCGCCUGAAAUCGGCGUCCAGGACACGUUCUCAUUCAGCCGAUUGCAGCUAUGCGAUGUCACGCACUGAACCGACGAAUUAUAGUAACUGCACGUGCGUAUGCAUCGUGUCAACGCUUGCGCGCACCCAUUCACGGCUUCACCGAAGUUGCCUUCUUUCAUUGUUUUCUCCAAAAUGACAGCAUGCCAGAAAGGAUAAUUUCACAGGGAGUUUUAACUCCCUGUGAAAUUAUCCUUAAAAGUGCCAUUACUAUCUUCCAACCAAGUAUGCUUUUCAACAAUAAUUUUGUCAGUUACUUUUUGGAUAGCUGCAAACGAUCUACUCUGCAGUUGUGAGAAAGUGACCCCCCCACUUUAUUGUCUAUAUUUUUUUUGUAACAUUAUCUGAUUUACAUAAAUGAUGAUGUAUCCUGUGUAAAUAAAAAAUGGACUCGCAGUGGAAUUAGUCUUUGCUUCUGUUUAGACAAUAUGAAUAGAGGGCCUUUUUGGGGAGCACUUUUUGGACCUUAAUAGUAAUAAUGCCAGAGGCCAAACAAUGUUUUUUAACUUGUACUUCUUCUUCUGGGAGGGAUAAUCUGUAUUACUAUAUGAAGAACAUGCGCUUCAAAGCAUUAUUUUUCAUUGUACAUGUAUUAUUCAUUCCAUGAUGCCAUUUCUAGAACCUUAUAUUUGAUAAGUUUCUGGCUUAGAGUCUUUUGUAAAUAUUCCUCACUUGAAUGAGAGUGCAUUGUACCUUGCAUACAACUUUUUGGGAAAAAAUAAUGUAACAUGCCAAAAACACUAACUUUUUUGUGAAGUACGUGUGUUUUUGUUUGUUUUGUUCUUUCAUUUAACAAAAAAUAAAUAAAAUGCCGUAUGCCUUAACUUCAACAAAAAGGUCUCAUUUCAUUAUCAGGUCAAAAAUAUACAAGAGUUAUUUUUGAUUGCCAGUGGAUAAAUAUAGCAGUUUUACCGGUGUUUGAUGAAGAUAAGCCAAUUGAAGAAGCUACUCUAGUUUUAAUUAUAGGAUGUCGAUGAUAUUUUGGGAAAGAUUCCCAUAUCUGGCCAUCACUUAUCACACGCUGUGCACAAACCCUGUGAGACUGGUCUGAAAAUUUGUG